This is a messenger RNA of Lactuca sativa (garden lettuce), 745 nucleotides long. RefSeq lists its product as uncharacterized. NCBI's taxonomy places the organism in Eukaryota, Viridiplantae, Streptophyta, Magnoliopsida, Asterales, Asteraceae. Gene Ontology annotation, molecular function: nucleic acid binding; RNA-DNA hybrid ribonuclease activity. The record is from RefSeq and is a predicted model, not a curated record.
UCCUAGUGUCUCUCCGUCUCUCUCCUACCAGGCAGCUGAAAGGACAAAACUUGGAAAAAGAAAAGCCUCUCUCUUGUUUUAUAAGACGUAUCUCAUGCAUUGAUCACCCUCGGGUAUGCUAACCUACUUCCAAAUAUGGGUUCUUCAAUGGGUUCAUACAAGCUAAAUACACGUUGUGUUAGCAGUGGUGACCAGGGAUCAAGCGGAUAUGGAGGAAUCUUGAGGGACGAAAAUGGGUGCUGGAUCAGAGGGUUUACAGGUCAUCUUGGAACUGCUUCAAUGUGCAUUGAAGCUGAAUUAUUAGCCAUUUUAAAAGGAGUCGAGUUAAUUGAUUGCUUAAGAUUACAAAACACCACAUUGGAAACUGAUUCUUUAGAUGCUUUCAAAGCUCUUGAGAAACCUGAUAUGUAUACAAGAAGCUCAGUUUGGAUGGAAAAGAUCUCAGAUUGCCUAAAGCUGGUCAAGAAAAACGAAAUUACUCUCAGUUCCAUAACUCCUGAAGAAAACAAGUGUGCAAGGUUUCUUGCACAACUUGCCAUGGAUGAAGAAGAAGAUGAUGAUGAUGAUUAUGCAGAUGUACUUGAUCCUCCUCCAGGCAUUGAAAGUCUCAUUAUGGCUGAUAAGCCCAAAUUGUCCAAUGAUUAGACUUAGUUAUUCAUUGGUUACAUGCUAUUUUUUUUUCUGUGAAGAUGUUAUGUGUAAUGUUGUUUUGAUUCUCAUGAAAUCUGGAUUCGACCUUUCUACA